Molecule: messenger RNA, 221 nt
Organism: Racocetra persica
Lineage: Eukaryota; Fungi; Glomeromycota; Glomeromycetes; Diversisporales; Gigasporaceae
Source: the annotation of a GenBank genome assembly
GCUGUAGAUAAACUUUAUCAAUAUUGGGCUACAAUGUUAAGUAUAGCUAGAGAUAUAUUAAUGGAAGCGCAAGAAAAGCAAAAAAUAUAUGCAGACAAAAAAAGACAUUUUUGUAAGCUAAAAGAGGGAGAGAUGGAACUUCUUAAAAAUCUUGGAAAUUGUAAGUGGUUGGUCGAUAACUUUGAAAGAAAAUCAAAAUUAUCUUUAAGUAGUGAAGAGUA